Paraphaeosphaeria sporulosa is the source of this 497-nucleotide messenger RNA. RefSeq lists its product as uncharacterized. Bases 39 to 296 code for a protein of 85 amino acids. Lineage: Eukaryota; Fungi; Ascomycota; Dothideomycetes; Pleosporales; Didymosphaeriaceae. The record is from RefSeq and is a predicted model, not a curated record. The transcript is spliced from 2 exons.
CGUUGAUGAUCUUCCAAAACUCCAGAUUAACGCGUGUGAUGUACGACUUCUUUCUCCUAGAACCAGAGUGCAUGUUGAACGCUCACGGCACCCUCUUCGCGACCUUCUCAGCGGUAUGUUUAUCUUCUCUAUCGCUUGCCUUCCCAGCACUAAUCCCCUCAACCGCCCUCUUCUCCCUCUCCAUCGCACCCCCGAUAUCCGGCGCCAUGGUCGAUUUUGGCUCUUCCCUCGUCGUCUGUACCUGCGGAGACUGCGGGUACGAGUGUAGCCGCUGGAAAACCUGCGUGUCGGUGUGAUACAUCUUGCCUCCCUUUUGACUUCCUCGAUAUCAAUCUCGAAGUAUAUGCGCGGUAAGUAUAUGCGAGGACGUUCACCUUUGCGAGUCGCGCAGGAUGGUGUUGUGAUUUCUAGUACUACAUCAUCGCGGGAUAUGCCAGCAGUGCUAGCUGCUAUUCCCUGUCAUGGACGGCUUGUCAGUGCGAUUGGGGUGCGAUCUG